AUGGCGCAUUAUCAAGGUCGGAAAGAAGAAGAAUCUUCGAGAGUAGGAAGAAGUCAAGAAGAUGUGACAUAUAUUGCGCCAGGAACACCAAUGCACCCAACUUCAUCCUUUACUCCAAUCAACCAUGGGCAUACAAAUAAUAUCAACUCAGUAUUACCUUUAACGCGAAAAAUUGAUCCAUUGAAAACUUUGCGCAAUACCGAUAUCUACGAUCUUAAAGAUGAGAGUACAAGUCUUCCGACUCCAGGUGGUAAAAAGCUACCGAAAUCACGCUCAAAGAAUGGCCGUGCGAAAACAUCACCCAGUUCAGUAUUGCCUAAUAAAGGUCUGGCGGAAGUCUGUGAUUUUGAACAAUUGGAGGUAUCUUCACCGAAGAGGAGAAAAAUUCACACGAAAGGAACGCAACCCAUAUUCAAAAUCCCUUCCAGAGUACAAUCAAUAUCUGCCAGUGAAGGUCUUCGAGAUUUAUCCAGCGAAUUAAAUGAUGGGCCUUCUGUCUCUCAAUUUACUACACCAUCUGAAACUCAUAAAAGGUCUAAGAAGAGAGUGUCUUGUGGUAUGGUUAGCAAGCGGAAGAAAUCUUCGGAAUUAUUUGAGAGCUUGACCAUUACUAAACCAUCACUACCUUCCUUCACCUCAAAGCACUCAAGAGAGCAAUCGCAAUCUAUUAAUCGACUACAAGGUUUUACAACAACCGAGGAGCAGCUGAAACUUAAUUCCAACGGAAUAGCAAGUACAACUCUACAGAAAUUGGCAGCCUUCAAACAUGUACCUCGCGAUGAGAAUCCAUCGGCAAAUCAGCCAAUAGUUGCAAGCAAAACAGCAGGUAGUCAUGUAGCCUUGGAUCAGUAUCAUGAUGGACACGUCUUUGAAGAACCAAAUCAACCUUUGACGGACUAUGGGCACAUGUCAAGUGGUUCAUUUUUCGAAGAGGCUUUAUGGAUUCCAAAGCAAUUGCCCGAAAGUAGUGAUUCUGAGGUUACUUGUCCUAACGUAUCCGGAUUUCACUCCCACCCAACAACUGCAAUAACACCUGCUAUGCAGCACAUUCCAGAUCAUGUUGAGUGUUCAUCAAAGCCGCCUGAGUACAUCUCUACGGCCACUAGGGUCGGAGCAUUGAAAAAUGUUUCGGAUGAAGUUGUUGUCGAUGGUAUUGAUAGACAGCAAUUUCAGCAAGGACCACCUACGGUUAACAACAAUGAAUUUAACCAGCUCAGCGGUAUGAGUCCCGAUUUGCAAAAACACAAACCACAAGUAUAUGCUCACCUGCCAAGCACAAGUUCCGAGCAAGAACAGGCACAUGCAGAGACUCCUCAAGACUCAACAAUACUUCCGCCGAUGACAACGUUUGAAAGACAUCAGGCGGACAUUCAAGCUGAACAAUUAAAUAUUGGUGAUAGCGAGUCAGUGCCCACGAAUGAGCCCCAAGAUUACUUCGACAGCGAUGACUUCGACGAUGAUAUUGAUGACGAUGAUCUGCUAGCAUUAGUUACAGAUCCUGCUGUACCAGAAACCUCUACUGAAAGUCACAUCGCGAAAGGCACUGCGAUGGAAUCACUCCCACCUUUCGUACCAUAUAAGGCUGGCCUUGCAUGCACAAACAUGACACGCUCGAAUCCUACCACCAAUCCUCUGCAAGGAGUCACCCAUCCUGCGUCUUCACCCGUUCUAGUGGAUGAGGAGGAUGAUUACCCAAUGGAUGCAGAUUUGGAGGAAGAAAUGUUUCGACUUGCAGAAACAAGUCAAGUACGAGGUGUUGUAGAAACAUUCGAGCCACCACCAAGUUUGACACUUCCGCGAGAUGGUGAUGAUACUGAUAGGGAAGUAUACGAUAAUACUCUUCAAUUCUCAUCCCCCACUUCUCGAGGGUCUGGUUCUGGUAAACUACCUCGGGUACAAUCUACUGAUCUGUCUAGUCCCUCUAAGCCACCAGCAACAAACGAAGAUGCUGAUUGGAGAUAUAUAAAAUCAACAACCAUGGAGUCAAUCAAAACUCCAAUUCCUCAGCAUACAGAGAUUCUUGCCCCUUCACUGAAAGAGAAAGCCUCCGAAAAAUCGCCUUCGUCUAUUGCGACCGUUCAAACUAAUUUAUCAAAAAUAUGGCUUGAUGAUAGUCAUGAAUAUCUACCUCUAACACCAUUCGCUCGCCCAAAGUUUCCCCCAUUAGUUCAAGAUCGAUGCCCAGUCAAUGGAUUAUCAUCCCAAACCAUUCUUCGUGUCUGUUUCCGGAUUGGUGAGAUGCUGAGAGAGGGGGGUCGAUGUAAUGCAUUAGGUCAGGAUGCAAUUGUUGAACUCUUCGCGCGUGUCAAUUUCUCAUCCCGAGAACCUGGUACUACCAAGCAGCAUUUUCAAUUCGCAGACCUGUUUCAUGAUCGUCCGCCAUUUGCCAAGGGCAUUCUAGCAAACUUCAAGACCACUGGUCUAGCAGAGAGUGAGAGUAAAGUCUUCAUCGAGUCAAGCGAAACGUUGAUGACAAGAUGUUUGGGAAGAUUGAAGAAGGAUGUCAAAAAUGGAUCUUGGUUGUUGCAUAUUAUUAAUGUGAGAGUGACAGAUUGGGAAGAGAUUAGAUGGACCAAAAGGAUUGUCUGUGGAGAGCGUGAAGAAAAAAUGAAGACGACUGCUAGAUUGUGA
Molecule: messenger RNA, 2631 nt
Organism: Sclerotinia sclerotiorum 1980 UF-70
Lineage: Eukaryota; Fungi; Ascomycota; Leotiomycetes; Helotiales; Sclerotiniaceae
Exons: 3
Coding region: 1-2631 (876 amino acids)
Source: RefSeq, a predicted model, not a curated record